GUCGCCAUGUCUGGACGUGGAAAACAAGGAGGCAAAACUCGAGCUAAAGCCAAGACACGAUCAUCUAGAGCCGGUCUGCAGUUUCCAGUGGGCCGUGUCCACCGCCUCCUCCGCAAGGGCAACUACUCCGAGCGGGUCGGAGCCGGCGCGCCGGUGUACCUGGCGGCGGUGCUGGAGUAUCUGACCGCCGAGAUCCUGGAGCUGGCGGGCAACGCGGCCCGCGACAACAAGAAGACGCGCAUCAUCCCGCGCCACCUGCAGCUGGCCAUCCGCAACGACGAGGAGCUCAACAAACUGCUGGGUAAAGUCACCAUUGCUCAGGGCGGCGUCCUGCCCAACAUCCAGGCCGUGCUGCUGCCCAAGAAGACCGAGAGUCACCAUAAGGCCAAGGGAAAGUGA
Molecule: messenger RNA, 399 nt
Organism: Cynocephalus volans (Philippine flying lemur)
Lineage: Eukaryota; Metazoa; Chordata; Mammalia; Dermoptera; Cynocephalidae
Product: histone H2A type 1-D-like
Exons: 1
Coding region: 7-399 (130 amino acids)
Biological process (GO): heterochromatin formation
Cellular component (GO): chromatin; nucleosome
Molecular function (GO): DNA binding; structural constituent of chromatin; protein heterodimerization activity
Source: RefSeq, a predicted model, not a curated record